GAGAGCGGUGGCAAGCCGAGGCUCGGAGACGGGCAACAUGAACCUGAAGGGGAACCGCGGGCGCCUAUACAGCACUCGGUGCUGUGGCUGCUGCCAUGUCAGGACUGGCACCAUUAUCCUGGGCACCAAAUAUAUGGUUGUGAACCUGCUGAUGGGAAUCCUCCUCACAGUGAAAGUAACCCACCCCGAUACCGUGCCAACAGUCGAUAUUCAGUAUGAAGUCAUUGGCAACUACUAUACUUCAGAGAGAGUGGCCGAGAAUGCCUGUGUCCUCUUCGCCAUUACCCUCCUCCUGUUCACCAUGAGCGCAAUGAUGGUCUAUGGAGCAAUCACUCAUCGGGGAGGCUGGCUCAUACCGUUCUUCUGCUACCAGCUGUUUGACUUUGCCCUCACGUGCCUCUUUGCAAUUGGCUCCCUGACAUAUCUUCCUGGCAUUAAAGAAUAUUUGGAACAGUUGCCUGACUUUCCCUAUAAGGAUGACAUGCUUUCCCUGGAUUCCAGCUGCCUUCUCUUCAUUGUUGUGAUUGUGGGGGCACUUAUCAUCCUAUUGAAGGCCUAUUUGAUUAAUUGUGUGUGGAACUGCUACAAAUACAUCAGCAACAGAAACAUGCCAGAGAUUGCAGUGUACCCCGCCUUUGAAACCCCGCCACAGUACCUGCUUCCUACAUACGACAUGGCCAUUAAGAUGCCCGAGAAGGAGAAGGAUCCCCCUCCACCUUAUAUCCCCGCAUAAUGCCCCAAAGAGCUUCUGCUGGAACCCUGUGGUGCCCGGAGGCUCUGCGGCUGGAACCCUCGGGGGAACCCAUUGUCAUCGCUAGUGCCGCAAAGAUGAAUACAGAUGAAAAAGUGUAUUUUUGUGCAUUAUAUUUGUAUUGCCUUAACAUGUAAAUCUAAUAUGUAUUUCAUUACUCGCCUUCAGACAAUCUCUUCUACUGAUUAACGUUUACUGGGAGAGUUAGGCUUGGGGAAGGGUUAAUAGCGCCUCUUUUCUGCGUAUUCUUCGUGUUUUAUUCCCACCCUGCUUUUUGUCUGCUGUAUAUGUGUAAGUGUUCAUGCCUUAACUGAGGGUCGGCAGACUCACACUACAGCUCCCAGCAUCCUCGGCAACAGCACGUGCACAGCGGGGGCUUGUGGGAGUUGUAUGGCAGUUGGCUAUCCUUGCCUUAACCCUUUCACUGCAAGAGAGCAAUGCAACAGAUUGCAGGCAAUGCAUUGGCGCUGCUUGAGGCAAGUGAAGGUAUUUAUAAAAGAAAAAAAAAUGUUUUCUUAGCGGUUUGGUUGUUUUUAUCAGCAUGGCGGUACUGUGAGCGAACGUACGCGGUAGUACUUGUGACACAUGCGCUGUCGCACACAGCCUUAUUCUUUUAACUUGUGUGCAACCUUUUAAGUGGUUACAUUUAUGCUUUAAUAAAUCUUUGUAGAAA
Molecule: messenger RNA, 1424 nt
Organism: Xenopus tropicalis (tropical clawed frog)
Lineage: Eukaryota; Metazoa; Chordata; Amphibia; Anura; Pipidae
Gene: laptm4a
Product: lysosomal-associated protein transmembrane 4 alpha
Cellular component (GO): membrane; endomembrane system
Source: RefSeq, marked provisional